UAGCGGGACUGCGGUGGACAUUCUGACACUGGGAGGGGGGGGGGGAACUGACUUGGUGUCACUGACAUCCCCAGUGACAUCAAUAACGUGAUCAGUACUAAUAAAAAGCCCUGACACUGUACUAAUGGCACUGGGCAGGAAGGUGUUAACAUCUGGGGCGAUCAAAGGGUUAACUGUGUGCUGGGUGCAUUCACUAGCCAUACAAAGCAGUGUGCUGGAGCUGACCUGUUUACAUACAGGUCUCUCCCCUGUCAUCGAUGCUCGGCGAUCGCCAUGUGCAGGCGGAGAAUCACCGGCCGGGACCCAGGGAUUGACAGCUGAGGCC
This is a messenger RNA of Staurois parvus, 325 nucleotides long. The record is from the annotation of a GenBank genome assembly. NCBI's taxonomy places the organism in Eukaryota, Metazoa, Chordata, Amphibia, Anura, Ranidae.